AGCCUCACGUCAGCCCCGCCUCAAAACUUACGCUCGGUGCACUCGGCGCCCCCUCCCAAACUUUUUUGGUCCUCCUCUCUCUCUGUUCCGUGAUUGCGUCCCCGCUUCUGUUCUCCCGCAGUCCCGCCCCACCCUGCCGUCCACGCGACGUUCCUCCCCGUCACCCUCGGCCUCCUCUCCGCCAGAGAUAGUUGCUGCGGGGCCUUCCUUCUUUCGGAAAAUCCUGACCCCGAACCGCGCGGGCGCCGACCCUCGCCGCUGCUGUUGAUACUUUUGUAGCCUUGUUAACUUCGAAUAAUGGUUAAUAUGAGGGACAAUGAGUAUACAAAUGAAGCUCAUUUUGAUGAGCCUUUAGGGAGAGUGCCGAUACUUUCAUAUGGUUCUGGGCAUAUGCUUAAUGACAUCACAUCAUCUUGUUGGUUCACCUAUUUGCUGGUGUUCUUGACAGAUGUGGGACUUAGUCCAAGCGAUGCUGCUGUUGUCAUGCUUUCUGGACAAUUGGCGGAUGGCUUCACAACAAUCUUUGUUGGGGAAUUGAUCGAUCGUUUUGGCCAUUUCAAACUGUGGCAUGCAGGAGGUUCUAUUUUAGUGGCAAUUUCCUUCUCAUCUGUUUUUGGUAGCUGUGUGCCUUGCAAACUUACGGGGACUAAUUCAUCUACUCUGGAGACUGUUGGAUACAGCGCAUUUGCUGCUAUUUUUAAUGUUGGUUGGGCAGUUACUCAAGUCGCUCACAUGUCAAUGGUGAACUGCAUGACAUCAAAUCCAACUAGCCGGGUUUCACUUGUAAGCUGUCGUAAUGCCUUCACAAUGGUUGCAAAUCUUAGCCUGUAUGGCAUUGCUUUGCUGAUAUUUACUCAAUUGCAGUCAGUGAACGUAAUAGUUCAGUAUCGGUGGAUUGCUUACGUGUCCAUUUCCCUCGGAUCUUGUUUUGUCAUCUUCUUCUUAAUUGGAACAAAAGAGCCAGGGUCAAAUCAGCAUUCUGAGGAUAAGAGCCUUUCCAGAAUUUCAUGGGCCUACUGGUUCAAGAAAGUAUUGUACUACCAAGUUGCUCUGGUCUAUACUCUUACUAGAUUGGUGACGAAUGUUUCACAGGCACUUCUUGCUUUCUAUGUGAUAAAUGAUUUAGAAAUGCACCAAUCCUCCAAAGCAUUGGUACCUGCUAUUAUCUACAUCUGCAGCUUGAUAGUAUCUGUGGUAUUGCAGGAGACUAGAUGGUCAAGUUGGCGCCUCAAGGUUUAUUUUUCAGCUGGAGCAGCGCUAUGGAUAUUGUCAGGUCUUGGAAUUGUUGUUCUACCAAGCAGAAUGCACAACUUCAUGUAUGCCAUUUCAAUCAUAAUAGGAGCAGCCAAUGCACUUAUGACAGUAACAAGUAUCAGCAUGGAAGGUGUUUUAGUAGGAGAAGAUCUAAAUGGAUGUGCUUUUGUGUAUGGCUCAUUAAGUUUUGUUGACAAAGUUUCAUGUGGACUAGCUCUGUAUGUACUCGAGUCCUAUCAAGGAAGUACCAAUAUCAAAUCGAAUUUAGGAAUGGCAUUUGGCUUUUCAGUUACAAGACUUGGCCUGGGCUUAGUUCCAGCAGUCUGUUCAGUGCUUUCAGCGAUAGUAGCUUAUACUAUGGACCUCCCUGAUACUCGACGAAGACCUUUGGUGGAGCCUCUUCUGGCAUAACUUUGCUGGUGUCACUUCUACAGUUUCACUAAACCUUUGGUUAUCAGUUUUAUACACAUGUCUUGGAGCCUCUUCUAGCAUAAUCCAUUGCUGGAGCCUGAAGCUACUAACGAAGUAACGACAUUAUAGUGCAAAGGAGGAAUCGAGCUGGGGGACCUGGUCAAUUCAUUUUGGCUUCAUGUAGUCUGAAUAAGUUAUGAUGGAGAAAAGGUGCUCAGCAACGUGUUGAGUAUGUAUCAAAAGUAGCAUAGGGGCAGGAAGGCUUCUAUUGAUCAUAGUGAACUGUGCAAAUCAUUCCGCGAUCCCCUUGUAAAUGUAACCUAGCCGCAUUCUUCAGGACAGUACAUAGCUUGUAUGUUAAUUCAUUCUUCUUUUGAAAGGAAGUAUAUUAAUUCA
Molecule: messenger RNA, 2061 nt
Organism: Phragmites australis (common reed)
Lineage: Eukaryota; Viridiplantae; Streptophyta; Magnoliopsida; Poales; Poaceae
Exons: 13
Coding region: 298-1665 (455 amino acids)
Biological process (GO): carbohydrate transport
Cellular component (GO): membrane
Molecular function (GO): symporter activity
Source: RefSeq, a predicted model, not a curated record